This is a messenger RNA of Astyanax mexicanus (Mexican tetra), 6974 nucleotides long. It is a transcript of the gene atp1a2a, whose product is annotated as ATPase Na+/K+ transporting subunit alpha 2a. Lineage: Eukaryota; Metazoa; Chordata; Actinopteri; Characiformes; Acestrorhamphidae. The coding region runs from base 2 to 3139 and encodes 1045 amino acids. Gene Ontology annotation, cellular component: membrane. Gene Ontology annotation, molecular function: ATP hydrolysis activity; ATP binding; P-type sodium:potassium-exchanging transporter activity. The transcript is spliced from 24 exons. Gene Ontology annotation, biological process: intracellular sodium ion homeostasis; proton transmembrane transport; intracellular potassium ion homeostasis. The record is from RefSeq and is a predicted model, not a curated record.
AAUGAGGAGGUCCCUAAAAAAAGCCACCACUGUCUUCCACACGUGUGCUGAAACUCUGUCCUUCACUUCACCAUCCGGCAGCAUGGGGAGAGGGUAUGGAAGACAGUACAGCCCUGAGGCAGCUCAGAACAAUGGGAAGAAGAAGAAGAAGAAUAAAGACCUGGAUGAGCUGAAGAAAGAGGUGUCUCUGGAUGAUCAUAAGCUGGCUCUGGAAGAGCUGUCAGUUCGCUAUGGAGUGGACCUGUAUCAAGGUUUGACCAUUCAGAGAGCAGCUGAGAUCCUGGCUCGGGAUGGCCCGAAUGCUCUGACUCCGCCCCCCACCACUCCAGAAUGGGUGAAGUUCUGUAAGCAGCUGUUUGGAGGUUUCUCCAUCCUGCUGUGGAUUGGAGCCAUCCUCUGCUUCUUUGCUUACAGCCUCCAGGCUGCAACCGAGGACGAACCGGCCAAUGACAAUUUGUAUCUGGGAGUGGUUCUGGCCGCUGUGGUGAUCAUCACCGGCUGCUUCUCCUAUUACCAAGAGGCCAAGAGCUCUCGAAUCAUGGACUCCUUCAAGAACAUGGUUCCUCAGCAAGCCCUGGUGAUCCGUGAGGGUGAGAAGAGGCAGAUUAAUGCGGAGGGAGUGGUUGUGGGAGAUCUGGUGGAGAUAAAGGGAGGAGACCGCACCCCAGCUGACCUGCGUAUCAUCUCCUCCAGUGGCUGCAAGGUGGACAACUCCUCACUGACCGGAGAAUCCGAACCCCAGACCCGCUCUCCAGACUUCACCCACGAAAACCCUCUGGAGACCAGGAACAUCUGCUUCUUCUCCACCAACUGUGUGGAGGGUACAGCCCGUGGUAUCGUGAUUGCGACAGGUGAUCAUACAGUAAUGGGGCGUAUAGCGACUCUGGCCUCGGGGCUGGAAGUCGGUCAGACGCCCAUUAACAUCGAGAUCGAGCACUUCAUCCACAUCAUCACGGGCGUGGCCGUCUUCCUGGGCGUGUCCUUCUUCAUCCUCUCUAUCAUCCUCGGAUACACCUGGCUCGAGGCCGUCGUCUUCCUCAUCGGCAUCAUCGUCGCCAACGUGCCAGAAGGACUGCUGGCUACGGUCACGGUGUGUCUGACGCUGACGGCGAAGCGCAUGGCUCGUAAGAACUGUCUGGUGAAGAAUCUGGAGGCGGUAGAGACUCUGGGCUCCACGUCCACAAUCUGCUCUGAUAAAACCGGCACUCUCACACAGAACCGCAUGACCGUGGCCCACAUGUGGUUCGACAACCAGAUCCACGAGGCCGACACCACUGAGGACCAAUCAGGCUACGGGAGCUUUGAUAAGAACUCUCCCACCUGGACCGCUCUGUCACGGGUGGCAGGCCUCUGCAACCGCGCUGUCUUCAAACCCGGACAGGAGGAAAUCCCUAUUCUCAAGAGGGACACAGCAGGCGAUGCGUCAGAGUCUGCUCUGCUGAAGUGUAUUGAGCUGUCCUGUGGGUCUGUGCGUGCACUCCGAGACAACAACCCCAAAGUGUGUGAGAUCCCAUUCAACUCCACCAACAAGUACCAGCUGUCCAUCCACGAAAUGGAAGACAGUCCCACAGGUCAUCUGCUGGUCAUGAAAGGAGCUCCAGAGAGGAUUUUGGACAGGUGCAGUACGAUAAUGAUCAAUGGAGAGGAGCUUCCUCUGAACGACGAGUGGAAAGAUGCCUUCCAGGGAGCCUACAUCGACCUGGGGGGUCUGGGCGAGAGAGUGUUGGGAUUCUGCCACCUGUCCAUGUCCGCCUCCCAUUUCCCACGAGGCUUUGCGUUUGACCCUGAAGAGGUCAAUUUCCCCACGAGCCAGAUGUGCUUCCUGGGUCUCAUGUCCAUGAUCGACCCUCCCAGAGCCGCCGUCCCCGACGCUGUGGGCAAGUGCCGCUCUGCUGGGAUCAAGGUGAUCAUGGUGACUGGAGACCAUCCAAUCACAGCUAAGGCUAUUGCUAAGGGCGUCGGCAUCAUCUCUGAGGGCAACGAGACGGUGGAGGACAUCGCAGAGAGGCUCAACAUCCCUCUCAGCCAAGUGAACCCAAGAGACGCUAAGGCGUGUGUGGUCCACGGUACUGAUCUGAAGGAGAUGAGCUCUGAGUAUCUGGAUGAUCUCUUAAAGAAUCACACUGAGAUCGUCUUUGCCCGAACCUCACCACAGCAGAAGCUCAUCAUCGUGGAGGGCUGCCAGAGACAGGGUGCUAUAGUAGCGGUGACGGGUGACGGCGUGAACGAUUCCCCCGCUCUGAAGAGGGCGGAUAUCGGUGUUGCCAUGGGAAUAUCCGGAUCUGACGUCUCCAAACAGGCAGCAGACAUGAUCCUGCUGGAUGACAACUUUGCCUCUAUAGUAACAGGAGUUGAGGAGGGUCGGCUGAUUUUUGAUAACCUGAAGAAGUCGAUAGCUUACACUCUCACCAGCAACAUCCCCGAGAUCUCCCCCUUCCUGCUCUUCAUCAUCGCCAGCGUCCCUCUACCUCUCGGCACGGUCACCAUCCUGUGCAUUGACCUGGGAACUGAUAUGGUUCCUGCAAUCUCUCUGGCUUAUGAGUCUGCAGAGAGUGACAUUAUGAAGCGUCAACCCCGAAACCCCAAAACUGAUAAACUGGUCAAUGAGAGGCUCAUCAGUAUGGCAUAUGGGCAGAUUGGUAUGAUCCAGGCCCUGGCCGGGUUCUUCACCUACUUUGUGAUUCUGGCUGAGAACGGUUUCCUGCCGUACACACUGCUGGGACUGCGCCUGCAGUGGGACGACCGCUCAAACAACGAUCUGGAGGACAGCUACGGACAGCAAUGGACGUAUGAGCAGAGGAAGAUCGUGGAGUUCACCUGCCACACCUCCUUCUUCGCCAGCAUAGUGGUGGUGCAGUGGGCUGACCUCAUCAUCUGCAAAACACGCAGAAACUCCCUCUUCCAGCAGGGCAUGAGGAACAAGAUCCUGAUCUUCGGUCUGUUUGCUGAGACGGCUCUCGCUGCCUUCCUGUCCUACUGCCCCGGCAUGGAUAUCGCCCUGCGCAUGUACCCACUCAAGGUGUACUGGUGGUUCUGUGCUCUGCCGUACAGCAUCCUCAUCUUCAUCUAUGAUGAAGUCCGUAAGUUCAUUCUGAGGAGAAGACCAGGAGGUUGGGUGGAACAGGAGACGUACUAUUGAUCUGCAUUAAAUCUACACUAGUACUGAAUGUGUGUGUGGUUCUAUGUGUGUGUUUGUGUGUGUAGAAUUGUAUAAAUUACAUUUUAAAUUGCAUUUAGAAAGAUAAUCAUCCUCAGUGCCCAACAUAUGAUGAAUGCUAGAUAUUAACGGUGCUUUAGAAUGUGUGUGUAAGCCUGUAUUUGUGCACAUUAUGCAGUGUGUGAUAGCAGCAUAUCUAGUGUGGUAAAGCAGUGUUUACUUCCUGUCUGAGGUGUAUAAUUUAUGCACAUUUUAAACAAUGAAUGUCAUCACACCUCACUAUUGUAAACCUAGUAAUGCAAAACCUAAUCAUGCGUAAAAUGGACUCUGCAGGAACAAAAAAAAACAGAGCAGUGUGAUGGAUAUUUUAUUUAUUUAUUUAUUUAUUAAGGAAAGACAUUCAACAACCUUUUCCCCCUUGUGGUAAAGUAAUUACCCCCUUUCCUUAUAAUAACUGGUUGCACCCCCUUAGCAACAAUAACUGCAACCUAACCCACUCGUCCUUGUAGAUUGUAGUUUUGGUUCAGUGAUGUUUGUAGCCUUUUGGGCAUAAACUGCAUUUUUAAAAAGACAUUUUUUGAGUUUUAGUUCCACCUCAUGGAGAUUUAAAGUGUUCUUUAUUGGAAAUCGAUGUUUAAAUGGGAACAUUUCAAAAAUCUGAGCACAUAGAUGCAAACCAUUAAACUUAAAACACUAAUCUCUGGGCUGGACACAAAACAAGCCAAUUCCAAAAGCCCAAAACUGUUACAUCACAGUCUCGAUUAUAUAUUAUACUCCCCCAAAAUCUGACCUUAUGAUUGAAUAUUUGUCUGUGCCGGCAUCCUCAGGAGGGUAACACAACCUCAGGGAGUAAGAUAGCUAAAGAUGUGAGCAGGGGGAAGUGAGCAAGGCUAACAGCUAAAGGCUAACAUUAGCCGAUCACAUUUUAGCAUCAGGUGGAUAAGCUGUUGUGUUUCUCUGGUGAAAUAAUAAUAUUCAGUGUUUAAAAUGUGCACAAAUUUAGGAAUUUAGAUGAAUUGGAUUAAUGACUCAGGGCACUGUUUACUAUACAUUCAUAUUUAUUCAUAGUCCAUAUUUUUCGCACUAUAAGGCGCCCUUAAAAUCCUUUAUUUUCCAAAAAUCGUCAGUGUGCCUUAUUAUCCGGUGCGCAUUAUGUAUACAUUUUUAUCAGUCAGGUAUAAAGAAGCAGUAAAGCCACUCCGAGUUCUCCAGCUGGAGCAGUAUUAGCAUUAGCCGCUAAUCGCACUAAGUGCUAGCUCUUUCACCGUUUAGAGGUGAGUAUUAUCAGCCUGUAGCCUGCUGCUAACCCCGGCUAGCACUGCUGGAGCAGCAUUAGCAUUGCCUGCUAACAAUACUAAGCACUAGCUUAGUAGAAAACUGGAAAUCUAAGCUUACUGUAAAUAAACAGAAGCGCUUUACUCACCCAAAUAAACAUUUUUUAAGAGAGAAAUCUGUGCAGAUUAACAUCCAGCACAUAUUUAACUUUAAAAGAGGUUUACUUAACUUAGUUUAGCUUAACAUGUCUUGUCACUCAGUGAAUUAGAAGGAAACCAUGGCGACACCACUGUUCCUCACUAGUUUUGCACCUUAUAGUGCGAAAAAUACGGUACCAUACUCAAAAACUCAGAUACAAUUUUUGGGUCAGUUUCCUGGAAAGGAAUAGGAAUAAAGCCAUUUCUAUGAAUAAUAUUCAUGUAAAAUGCUGUGUAGUUCUAGACUACUUCCAAUCCCUGUCUGGGAAACUGCCUCUUUGGGUAUGGGACAGAAUUUUUGAUGUAUCAGGUUUUUAAAUCCAGUGAUACCAAAGCAUUGCUUCAGCUAUUUUUGCUAUACUGAGCUAAUUCAGCGAAUUAUUUAUUGGGCUGCAGCAAUUAGAAGAAAAAGUGUCAAUAUGAAUUUGGAUUAUUGAUGCAUCGUUACUUUAGAGAUGCUCUUUUAAGCUCAUUGGUUUUUGAAGGGCAGGAUGAUUAUAACUGUUUGUAAACCUCAUUAGCAGGGCUGACAGAUGAUCAGUUACUACGGCAUAUUGCUACUUACCUCACUGAUCUGAUUACUGGUAAUAUGAAACUGAUUUUUUUAAUGCAUUUAUCAUCCAGAGUGGUUUUCAGACUUCAGACAUAUUGGGAAGAGCAGUAUUUCUCAGCUCUGGUCCUGGAGACCCAAUGCCCUGCACUUUUUAGGGUUUUUCCUAACAGCCUGAAUUGAUAUAGUUGUAACCACAGUGCUAACAGACAUAGCUCCCAGUCUAGAAUGGGUUAGCAUGAUGCUAACAGCUUGCCUUGGCACAGUUGUAGCCACAAUGCUAACAGACACAGCAUCCAGGCUGAAGCGGGUUAUCAUAAUACUAACAGCCUGAAUUGCCAUAGUUGUAACCACAGUGCUUACAGACAUAGCUCCCAGUCUAGAAUGGGUUGGCAUGAUGCUAACAGCUUGCCUUUGCACAGUUAGAGACACAAUGCUAACAGACACAGCAUUAAGGCUGGAGCGGGUUAUCAUGACACUGACAGCCUGAGUUUGCAUAGUUGAAACCACAGUUCUAACAGACAUAGCUCCAAGUCUAGAAUGGGUUAGCAUUAUGCUAACAGCCUGCCUUGGCACAGUUGGAGCCACAAUGCUAACAGACAUAGCUCCCAGUCUAGAAUGGGUUAACAUUAUGCUAACAGCCGGCCUCAGCACAACUUGAGCCAUGAUGCUAACAGACACAGUACCCAGGCUAGAAUGGGUUAGCAUGAUGCUAGCAGCUUGCCUUUGCACAGUUGGAGACACAAUGCUAAUAGACACAGCAUCCAGGCUAGAAUGGAUUAGCAUGAUGCUAAACGCCGGCCUCAGCACAACUUGAGCCAUGAUGCUAACAGAAACGGCAACCAGGCUCCGAUGCAAUCAAAUCCUCACAGCAAUGCUUCAAAAUCUAGUAGAAAGCUUUUUCUGUACAGUUUAGACAGUAGCUCCAAUUAAAACAGGAUUAACUUUUUUAAAAAUAUUUUUUAAAACUAUAUCUAAUGAAUAAACGUAUAUAAAUAAAAUACAUUUGAACGUGUAGUUUAGCAGAAAAGUGAAAUUUAACAUUCCUCGGUUGCAUUUAGUCUCCCUGUGCUGAGUUAAGCCUGCCUCACAAAUCACCUGAAGGUCAGUGGUGUGAAUUUUAACUAUUUUCCCUAUUUUCUACCCAAUUUGAAAGACUAAUUAUCCAAUCCCUAUUCAUAUGAACUUCCUGCUCAUCACUAAUAAUACCCCAACACUAGGAGAGUGAAGAUCACUAGCACAUAACUCCUCCCAUACACGUGAGAGAGUCAGACUCCGCCUUUUUUCCAACUGUCAUUGAUGUAGCAUCACUGGGUAGCUAACAGCAAUGUGCUCGGAGGAAAGCGCAGCAACCCAGCUUUGAUACAACAGCUAACAGAUGCCCGUGCUGACCAACAGAGCAUGGCCGACUGUGCUCUCUCUCAGACUCCGGCUGCUGAUGGAAAAGCAACAUGAUCAAGGAUUCAAAACACUCAAUCAGAGUGAAAGUGCCUUAACCCUUUACACCCCUUAAAAUCCUGAUGUUAAACAGGUUCAAACCUGUUUCUUCCCCAGAAUAUUUUCCAAUGCCCUUGGAAAUGCAUUAUCCUCAAUGUCUUGAUGUGAUAAAUGUCUGUUUUCACUUGUUUUUGUGCUGUAAUUUGAAUCUUUUAAAUAAUAAUGCUUAUGCAUGAUAUGUACAUGAUAUCUCGCAGUGUGCUUUAGUCAUAUUCAUUUUCUUCAGCAUCUGUAAUAAUGCAAAUUCUGUCAAACCUCACUGUUAUAAAGUCUGUAAUAAAGUCUUGCCCUGCAAUAA